UCCGGGUGAGCUCUCAGCAGCUCAGUUUGGUGCCUCCUUCGUACUGGUAGGAGAAAGGCGAGCCUCUUACUCCUUUGGCUUGGAGGCGACGGGCGAGCAACGCAGGUGGUGUAGCGAUAGCGGCAGAAUAAAUUUUUGCUGCCAGGACCUUGGCGGCGGAGGAGAAGCGAACGGCCUACGGCUUCAGCGCUCAAUGGUCGCGGGCAGGCGGCAGGGCGGAACUGGGGAAGACGGACAAUAGCUACAGCUUUGUCGGAGGUGGAGGGACGCUCCCACCCAGCGUCAGGAUAUAGCACUGACUAUGGAUGAAAAGCUGAAAAAGGAUGAACUUGCAGGAACAGUUAAAUUCACGCCAUCAUUGUGCAAGCAACGCUACGAGUUCAUUAAACAGUUAGUGAGUAAACAUAAACCUAAAAAGGUGGCAGACUUGGGAUGUGCGGACUGUAGGCUGUUGUGGAUAUUGAAAUUCUGCAACUGCAUUGAAAUGCUUGUUGGAUUAGAUAUCAGUGAGGAUGUGAUGAAGGAAAAAAUGCAUGUGCUAUAUCCCCUUCCUGGUGACUAUCUUCAGCCAACUGAAAGACCACUGACUGUUAUCCUUCACCAGGGUUCAGUUGCUCAGAAAGAUCCCUGUAUGCUGGGCUUUGACAUGGUAACAUGUAUUGAAUUAAUAGAACACCUGGAAGCAAAAGAGUUGGAGAAAUUUCCAGAGGUGGUGUUUGGUUUUAUGUCUCCAGCCAUGAUUGUAAUUAGCACACCAAACUCAGAAUUUAAUCCUUUGCUUCCAACUGUAACAUUAUUCAGACAUCCAGACCAUAAAUUUGAAUGGGAUCAAGCACAAUUUCAGAAAUGGGCUCUUGCUGCUGCUGCUCGCUACGAUUAUACCGUAGAGUUCACUGGAUUAGGAGCCCCACCACCUGGAAAAGAUGUUGGAUUUUGUACACAAAUAGGUGUAUUUGUGAGAAAGUAUCAAAAGAAUGGAGAACCUGAGGCAGUUGAGAAAUGCAGUGAACAUGUUUAUAAAACUAUUUUCAAAGCAGUAUAUCCAAGCCUUAAAGAUGAGAAGUAUUUACAGACUGCAGUGGUCAAUGAAGUUGUGCGGACAUCAGAAACAAUUGCAAGAAGAUUACUGGAAAAUAGAAAAUCUAAAUCCAAAAAAGUGUGCGAUAGCGUUGAAACAGACCAUCCAUGUCUGAGAUCUUGUUUCUUGAGAUGUGUAGCAAGUCCUGCAUUAGCUGAAGCUGACAAUCCAGAUACAGAACCAUUCCUUAAUGGACAGACUGUCUAUAUACCUCUGGCAAAAAUCUUUUCUUUUCCCAAAGUGAAACAACUUUGUGGCACUGUUGAAACACUAAGCAAACUCAUCACUGGUAAAGUUGCACUGAGCAGUGAUGCAUCUGCGCUGCUGAUUGACAUAGAGUGUGAAAAUGAAGAGUGGGAGAAUGAGCAACUGCUUCCUGCGAGUGAACAGUGAAGAAAUCAGGCACUGAUUAUGCGCCUAAACUGAAUUAAUACCUGAAACAUGUUUUGUGACUACUUUACCAUGGGCUAGAAUUUCAAAUAGCCUCCUAAUUUAGUGUGAAUAAUGGAACAUCUUGUGGUGUGUUAACGCUCUCCCCUGCCCCAGUCUAAAAGCUGUACAAGCUUUCAGUGUAAAUGUCUGGUAACAGCAGAAUAAGAUAUUUGCUGUGAAUAAGAUGUUGUGCAGCACUUUAAAUAAUACAACAGGAGUGUGUUUUGAUAGUACCUUCCUGUGGUUUACUACUACCCAAUAGAAUAAUUUGUUUAGAAAAGGUAUUGAGUGAGGCUCAUUUCUCACACACAAACCUAUGAGGAACAUGACCUCCAUCAAACUAAGACCAACCCUCCUGUGUACAUUCGCAGUUACAAAACUUGGUCAUAUAGUCUAUUCUGUUGAGGGCUAUUACUUUCUGUUGAAACUAUGAACCAAACUGUUGCUUAUCCUGCAUAUGCAGAGGGUGGUUUCCUUCAUGCUGACUAUAGUUAAAGGCACAUUCUGUUUUGUGCAAGGGCUCAUAUUCUGCUCUCAUAUAUAAGUAUACGUGGCAAAUAACAAUGAUCAUGUCCUUUCUUUGUACCAGUGAAGUUUUCUUUACACAUGGAUUUUUCUGUGUUGGAAAAACAUUUGUCUGAAA
This is a messenger RNA of Eublepharis macularius, 2153 nucleotides long. It is a transcript of the gene HENMT1, whose product is annotated as HEN methyltransferase 1. Bases 302 to 1471 code for a protein of 389 amino acids. Gene Ontology annotation, biological process: siRNA processing; RNA methylation; piRNA processing. The transcript has 7 exons. The record is from RefSeq and is a predicted model, not a curated record. Lineage: Eukaryota; Metazoa; Chordata; Lepidosauria; Squamata; Eublepharidae. Gene Ontology annotation, molecular function: RNA methyltransferase activity; O-methyltransferase activity. Gene Ontology annotation, cellular component: cytoplasm; nucleus.